Gavia stellata (red-throated loon) is the source of this 978-nucleotide messenger RNA. It is a transcript of the gene RCAN2, whose product is annotated as regulator of calcineurin 2. The transcript has 5 exons. Gene Ontology annotation, biological process: calcium-mediated signaling. The coding region runs from base 97 to 855 and encodes 252 amino acids. Lineage: Eukaryota; Metazoa; Chordata; Aves; Gaviiformes; Gaviidae. Gene Ontology annotation, cellular component: cytoplasm; nucleus. The record is from RefSeq and is a predicted model, not a curated record. Gene Ontology annotation, molecular function: calcium-dependent protein serine/threonine phosphatase regulator activity; nucleic acid binding.
AGCUUCGGGCUGGCGUGCAGGAGUGCAGCGAAGCCCGUAUACCUGAGGGAGACUCUUCUUGGGCCGCUUUAAAGUUAGCGGCAGCAUCCCACACCGAUGCUACUUGAUGCUUAUAUAGCAGGGAUGAGGGGAGACUCAUACUUCUUUGGAAUGCGAGGCCUCGGUCACUAUGGCUGCGUCCUGGAGGAUGGAGGACAGUUCUUACUCUACUCUAUAAAUGGAGACAAUGAUUUAAAGAGAUGUUUUUCAGAGGAAGAUUUUCAUGAAAUAAUCGACUUCAACGAUCUCCCGAAUUCUCUCUUUGCUUGUAAUGUUCACCAGUCUGUGUUUGAAGAUGAGGACAGUAAGGAAAAAUUUGAAGGCUUGUUCCGUGCCUAUGAUGACUGUGUGACAUUCCAGCUGUUUAAAAGCUUCAGGCGUGUGCGGAUAAAUUUUAGUAGUCCCAAAUCAGCUGCUCGUGCCAGAAUAGAGCUGCAUGAAACACAGUUCAGAGGGAAGAAGUUAAAGUUGUAUUUUGCACAGAUUCAGACCUCUGAGACAGAUGGAGACAAGCUUCAUUUGGCACCACCACAGCCUGCGAAACAGUUUCUCAUCUCGCCUCCAGCCUCCCCACCUGUAGGGUGGCAACCAAUAGAUGAUGCAACACCCGUCAUCAACUACGACCUCCUUUAUGCAGUUUCUAAGCUAGGACCAGGAGAGAAAUAUGAGCUGCAUGCAGGAACAGAGUCCACUCCCAGUGUGGUGGUGCAUGUCUGCGACAGCGACAUGGAAGAAGAUGAGGACCCAAAGAAUUCUCCAAAGCCAAAAAUCAUUCAAACUCGGCGCCCUGGUCUGCCACCUCCUGUAUCUAACUGAGCCUCUGCGGCAGAAGCAGCACUUCUCUCCUCCAGCACAGCUCUUGGUUUUUGUUUGCUUUGUUUUGUUGAAAGGCAGCCAUCGCCUUUUGAGUACCAGGACAUUAAACUCAUUGAAAUCCCU